AUGGGAUCUGUGUAUAGAGAUAAAAAAAGCUUUCACGAGGUAGUGUUAACGAUAAAGGAAAAAAUAGAAAAAUAUGAUUUAAACAAAUGGAAAAAUAUUGUGAAGCCAGAAGAAGAGACCUUAUACAGUAAGUAUUUUGAGGAACUGUUAAAUAAAGCGGGAAAUAAGGAGGUGGAUAAGGAAAACACAAAAAUUGAUAAUAGCAAGGAUAUUAUAAGUGAAAAAAGUAAAAAAGGGUAUGAGAUAAACAAAGAAUUUUUUGACAAGAUAAGUAACAAAGAAAAAUUUUAUUUUUUAUUGAAUAUAAAGGAAAUGAUGGAAACAAGCUGGUUACUAGCCGACAAAAGGUUAGAUGGCAUAAAAUUAGAAGAAACAUCUGAACCUGUAAAUGUGCAAGAACUAAUUAAUUAUUCCAGCAUAUUGUCCGAUACAACAUGUGCACCACCUGAAUGUGAUAACAUAAAUGAUAAAUUAAUACAUCAAGAAUAUUAUCCAAAUUAUCAUUUUUUAAAUUUUGUAAAUAUCGAAGAAAUACAUUUGUCUAAAUUAUUUCAAUUACAGAAAUAUAGUACUAUUUGUUUUCCUCCUAUUAUUACUAUACAGGAAUAUAAUAACAUCUUAGUUGUUGAUAUUUCUUGUUCAACACCAAGUACAACUAUUUAUUAUAGGGUAAACGAUGAAAUAAAGGAGCAAGUAUAUGAUGCCAAUAAUAAGCCCAAAAUAAAGAAAAGGAAAAAGGUUAAUAUAUAUGCAUGGUCAGUUAAAACAGGAUUUAUAAAAUCUAGAGUUUCAUGUAUUUCUAAAUCAUAUCAAGUUGAAGAAGAUGAUGUAUCUUUAACAAACGAAAUGUUAAACAUUGAACAACUCGAUAAACCCUCAUUUGUAGAGAAAGUUAAUAAGGAUGAAAACACUUCUGACAAGCCAUCCGCUAUUACAAAUGUGUUUAAAAAUUUAGGUUUCUUAUUAAGUAGGAAAAAGGAAAAAUCAUCAGAAUCAUCAUCAAAUGGAGGCUCUUCUUCAGGUGAAGAUUAA
Plasmodium malariae is the source of this 1032-nucleotide messenger RNA. RefSeq names its product conserved Plasmodium protein, unknown function. The record is from RefSeq and is a predicted model, not a curated record. The coding region runs from base 1 to 1032 and encodes 343 amino acids. The transcript has a single exon. Lineage: Eukaryota; Apicomplexa; Aconoidasida; Haemosporida; Plasmodiidae.